This is a messenger RNA of Triticum turgidum subsp. durum (durum wheat), 792 nucleotides long. The record is from the annotation of a GenBank genome assembly. NCBI's taxonomy places the organism in Eukaryota, Viridiplantae, Streptophyta, Magnoliopsida, Poales, Poaceae.
AUGGAUCCAAAGAUCGGCGGGAAUGGGAUCUGCCGGGCGCCGCCGCUGGAGGCGCUGCUGUUCGACAUCGACGGCACGAUGUGCGUCUCCGACCCGUUCCACCACCGGGCCUUCUCGGAGCUCCUCCAGGGCCUGGGCUACAACGGCGGGGCGCCCAUCACGCCGGAGUUCGGCAUGGCGCACAUGGCCGGCCGCAGCAACGAGCAGAUCGGCCGCUUCCUCUUCCCGGACUGGCCGCAGGCCCGCCUCGGCGCCUUCUUCGCCGAGAAGGAGGCCCUCUUCGCGCGGUACGCCGGCGAGGGGCUCCGGGAGGUGCCCGGGCUGGCGGAGCUGUGCCGGUGGGCGCGGGAGCGCGGGCUGAAGCGGGCGGCAGUCACCAACGCGCCGCGCGCCAACGCCGAGCUCAUGAUCGGGAUCCUCGGCCUGGCCGACUUCUUCCAGCUCGUCGUCGCCGGCGAGGACUGUGGCGAGGGACGCUCCAAGCCCUGCCCCGACCCAUACCUCCGCGCGCUCGCCCUGCUCGGCGCGUCGGCGGAGCGGUCUCUGGUGUUCGAGGACUCCGUCGUCGGCGUGCAGGCCGGCGUGGCCGCGGGGAUGCCGGUCGUGGCUAUCGCGAGUGAGAGCCGGGAGGCCAAGGUCGUCGCCGCCGGCGCGUCCAUGGUCGUCAGGGACUACCGCGACGCCAAGCUCUGGGCCGCGUUGGACGCCGCCGCCGGAGCUCCCAAGAUAGAUUCAGAGCUGAGCCUGAGCGCGGUGGAGCCUCCUGUUUCCGUUCCCGUGGAGAAUUGUUGA